Brettanomyces bruxellensis is the source of this 561-nucleotide messenger RNA. It is a transcript of the gene RPL18A, whose product is annotated as 60S ribosomal protein L18A. Gene Ontology annotation, cellular component: cytosolic large ribosomal subunit; ribosome. Gene Ontology annotation, molecular function: RNA binding; structural constituent of ribosome. The coding region runs from base 1 to 561 and encodes 186 amino acids. Gene Ontology annotation, biological process: translation. The record is from RefSeq and is a predicted model, not a curated record. Lineage: Eukaryota; Fungi; Ascomycota; Pichiomycetes; Pichiales; Pichiaceae. The transcript is spliced from 2 exons.
AUGGCUAUUGAUCACUACACCAAGCCACAUAAGAAGACCGGCCACAGAACCGCCCCAGCUUCGAAGAACUUUUACUUGAGCACCUUGGUCAGAUUAUACAGCUACUUAGCUCGUCGUACUGAUGCUCCAUUCAACAAGGUUGUUUUGAGACUUUUGUUCUUGUCCAAGGCUAACAGACAGCCAGUUUCUGUUGCCAAGGUUGCCUCUGCCCUCAAGCAGACCGGUGCCGCAGACAAGACUGUUGUUGUUGUCGGUACUGUUACCGAUGACUUGAGAUUGCACUCUUUCCCUAAGGCUUCAGUUGCUGCUUUGAGAUUUACUGCUGGUGCAAGAAACACCAUCGAGAAGAAUGGUGGUGAAGCCAUCACUCUCGACAAGUUGGCUGCCAGAAACCCAACUGGUGCCAACACUAUCCUUGUUAGAGGACCAAAGAAGGCCAGAGAGGCUUACAGACACUUUGGUAUGGGUCCACACCAGCACAAGGCUCCAAAGAUCAUGUCUAAGGGUAGAAAGUUCGAGAGAGCUAGAGGUAGAAGGAGAUCGAGAGGUUUCAAGGUUUGA